AUGAGCUUCGCUGGUCCCAUGCCGCUCAAGGCGGUGGCUCCCGUGCGCAUCGCCGGCUCGAGGUCCUUCGCCAAAUGUCAACGACGAUGUAUAGCGACGCAGGCCUCGCAAACACAAUCGCGGAGACCGUCAAUCGCACAGAGGCAACAACCGCACAAUUCGCAGUCAAUACGAUUCUUCCACGCCUCUCCCCCGUCCUUCGCCAUGGCCGAUCCGUAUCAAACCCUCGGAGUCGGUAAGAACGCAUCCGCCGCGGACAUAAAGAAGGCCUACUAUGGUAUGGCCAAGAAGUACCACCCCGAUACGAACAAAGACGCCGGUGCGAAAGAGAAGUUUGCCGCCGCACAAUCCGCAUACGAAAUCCUCUCAGACGCCGAAAAGAAGAAGGCCUUUGACUCCUAUGGCGCCGGUGCUUUCGAUGCGAAUGGCGGCUUCAACCCUGGGGCUAGCGCUGGAGGCCCGGGAGGAAACCCGUUCGGAGGAGGAGGCUUCGGUGGGUUUGGCGGGUUCGGUGGCGCCCAGGGUGCGGGCGGAUUCCAGGACAUCAAUUUCGAAGAUUUGUUCGGAGCUUUCACAGGUGGACGACGAGGAAGAGGCGGAGGCGGGAGAAGGAAUCCGUUUGAAGAAGAGAUCAUGGUUGGCGACAACAUUGAAGUACAGACAAACAUCUCGUUCUUGGACGCGGCCAAGGGUGUCAAGAAGGACAUACACAUUACCCCCAUGGCAGAGUGCGGGACAUGUAGUGGCAGUGGCUUGAAGCAGGGUGCCAAGAGAGCAGAGUGUAAGAGCUGUGGGGGCACUGGACAGAGGGUAACGAGCAUGGGCGGCUUCCAUAUGAGCGCAACUUGCUCAUCCUGCGGUGGAUCCGGGUUUGCGAUACCCCGGGGCUCGUCUUGUGGCACUUGUGGCGGCGAUGGAGCAGUCAAGGAGCGCAAGACCAUCACCAUUGACAUCCCUGGUGGUGUAGAAGACGGCAUGCGGUUGCGCGUUAACGGCGAGGGAGACGCACCACUCACGGGCCAUGCCAUGUCUUCUGGCACCAUCCGCGGCCAGAGAGGAGAUCUUUACGUCCUCAUUCGCGUAGCAGCUGACUCGAAGUUCAAGCGCAAUGGUUCGGACAUUCUUCAUACAGCCACCAUCCCCUUCACGACUGCUGUACUGGGAGGAGAGAUCAGGGUACCUACCCUCGAAGGUGAAGUCAAGGUCAAGGUCCCCACUGGAUCUGGAACAGGUGACCGCGUCACAUUGUCUGGCAUGGGCAUGAAAGUACUCUCCGGCCGACGAGGCGCCAAGGGCGAUUUGCGCGUUGAGUUCAAGGUCAACAUGCCGAAGUAUCUCAGCGUCAACCAGCGGACCAUUCUCGAGAUGCUGGCAGACGAGAUGGGAGACAACAACGCGCAACGCGUCAUCAACCCUGGAAAGAUGAAGGACCAACAUGGCAACAGUGUUGGGAACGAUCACUCGAAUGAGGGCUUUUUGAAGAGCGCAUGGCAUAACCUGACUGGGCAACAUAAGCACCUGGACCCAGAGGAAAGGCGUAAGGCGGAAGAAGACGAGAAGAAGCGAGGAUCUGGCUGA
Messenger RNA from Alternaria novae-zelandiae, 1578 nucleotides. RefSeq lists its product as uncharacterized. Gene Ontology annotation, cellular component: cytoplasm. The transcript is spliced from 2 exons. Gene Ontology annotation, molecular function: heat shock protein binding; ATP binding. The coding region runs from base 1 to 1578 and encodes 525 amino acids. NCBI's taxonomy places the organism in Eukaryota, Fungi, Ascomycota, Dothideomycetes, Pleosporales, Pleosporaceae. The record is from RefSeq and is a predicted model, not a curated record. Gene Ontology annotation, biological process: protein refolding; response to heat.